Molecule: messenger RNA, 1314 nt
Organism: Seminavis robusta
Lineage: Eukaryota; Bacillariophyta; Bacillariophyceae; Naviculales; Naviculaceae
Source: the annotation of a GenBank genome assembly
AUGUUUACAAAUCGCACUGUCGAGGGGUGCAAGGUGGACAUUGUCAUGCCACCCAAGGAGAGGCAGUAUCUAGAGCAGGAUGUGAUCAAUGAUGGACAAGGAAUUGAUGCUCUCUAUGAGGCUCUGGGCAACACCCAAGUUCAAAAUGCCAAGUCCUCGGUUGAGAGUGACAGGCUGGCCAUUCUGAACAAGGUAGAGUCAGAUGUCGGAUUCCAAGCACUCAACAAUGAAGUGAACAACUUGUUGCGGGGGUGGAUGCAGGGUGCCCUCGCUCAGUUAGUGGAGACUAGAGAAAACACCAAUGAUGAGAAAUAUGUUGACUUUUGCAACCGAAUUGGGAUUAUCUUGAGCAAGAAUGGAGAAUCUAAUGCAGCCAUGAAACUCUAUGAGACUGCUCUGGCAAUUUGUGAUACUGUGUUGGUAGAGGAAGCUCUUGCCAUUAACUUGUCCGCGUUGGGCAAGACUCAUCCUGAUGUGGCAACCACUUUCAAGAAUAUUGGGCUUGUUUUGGACAAAAUGGGUGAUUAUGAAGGUGCUUUGGCAAAGUACAAAGAAGCUUUGGUCAUCCAAGAGUCAGCAUUAGGCAAGAAUCAUCCUCAUGCUGCACUUACCUACAACAAUAUUGGACUCGUAAUGAUGAAGAUGGGUAAUUAUGAUGGCGCCUUGACAAAGUACAAAGUAGUGCUUGCCAUUCGACUGUCAGCAUUGGGCAAGGAUCAUCCCGAUGUUGCAACCAGCCACAACAAUAUUGGGAAUGGGCUGUAUGCCAAGGGCGAAUACGAAUGGGCUUUGUCCAAGUACAAAGAAGCUCUUGCCAUUCGAUUGUCAGUAUUGGGAAAGAACCAUCAUGAUGUGGCAAACACCUACAACAACAUUGGAUGUGCUGUAUGCAAGGCUCUUGCUAUUCGCUUGUCAACAUUGGGCAAGAAUCAUCCCUCAGUGGCAACCACCAACAAUAAUAUUGGCUGUGUUUUGCAAGAGAUCAAUGACUGUGAAGGUGCUUUGUCAAAUUACCAGGAAGCUCUUGCCAUUCAAUUGUCAGUUUUGGACAAAGAUCAUCCCGAUGUGGCAAGUAGUUACAAUAAUAUUGGGCUUGUGAUGCAGAAUAUGGGUGACUAUGAUGAAGCCUUGCUGAAGUUUGAAGUGUGCCUUGGCAUUCUAGUUGAUUUGUUGGGCAAGGAUCAUCCAGAUGUGGCAACUGCUUGUGGAAAUAUUGGAUCUGUUCUGUGGAGUAAAGGCGACUUCGAAGGUGCUCUGUCAAGUUACAAGGAAGCUCUUGAAAUUAGAUUGCCAGCCUUGGCAGAACCAUCCUGA